UGCAGAGAUCGGCGCUGGGACGGAACCCGGGUUCCUCUCAAACCCGGAAUGUGAGGCUUCGGCCCUUCUGUCUACUGCUCUCUGUUCCGCUCUCUACCCGCGCCUGCGUCUGCUGCCGCUUCGCCGCAGCUCGCCCACUAGGAACCAGGGCGGCCGUGCCCUUCUGCCGCGUGCCCGCGUGGCUGCCGCCGCCCCUCCGAAUCCUCCGGGGCCGCAGAGGAGUUCGCUACGGAGGGAGGCGGGGGCCUUCGGGAGGAGGAGGCGGAGGAGGCGGAGGAGGAGGGAAGGAAGAUGGCGGCCGUGGAACUAGAGUGGAUCCCAGAGACUCUCUACAACACCGCCAUCUCCGCUGUCGUGGACAACUACAUCCGCUCCCGCCGAGACAUCCGCUCCUUGCCCGAGAACAUCCAGUUCGAUGUUUACUAUAAGCUUUACCAACAGGGACGCUUAUGUCAACUGGGCAGUGAAUUUUGUGAAUUGGAAGUUUUUGCUAAAGUAUUGAGAGCUUUGGAUAAAAGACAUUUGCUUCAUCAUUGUUUUCAGGCUUUGAUGGAUCAUGGUGUUAAAGUUGCUUCAGUCCUGGCCUACUCAUUCAGUAGACGGUGCUCUUACAUCGCAGAAUCAGAUGCUGCAGUAAAGGAGAAAGCCAUUCAGGUUGGCUUUGUUCUAGGUGGCUUUCUUUCAGAUGCAGGCUGGUACAGUGAUGCUGAGAAAGUUUUUCUGUCUUGCCUUCAGUUGUGUACUCUACAUGAUGAGAUGCUUCAUUGGUUUCGUGCAGUAGAAUGUUGUGUGAGAUUGCUUCAUGUACGAAAUGGAAACUGCAAGUACCAUUUGGGUGAAGAAACAUUUAAGUUAGCUCAGACAUAUAUGGAAAAACUGUCAAAACAUGGCCAGCAAGCAAACAAAGCUGCACUCUAUGGGGAACUGUGUGCACUCCUAUUUGCAAAAAGUCAUUAUGACGAGGCUUAUAAAUGGUGCAUUGAAGCAAUGAAAGAGAUUACAGCAGGCUUACCAGUUAAAGUUGUGGUUGAUGUUUUGAGGCAAGCAUCUAAGGCUUGUGUAGUAAAACGUGAAUUUAAGAAGGCAGAACAGUUAAUUAAACAUGCAGUAUAUUUGGCACGGGAUCAUUUUGGAUCCAAACACCCAAAAUAUUCUGAUACACUGCUAGAUUAUGGGUUCUACUUACUCAAUGUAGAUAAUAUCUGUCAGUCUGUUGCAAUUUAUCAGGCAGCCCUUGACAUUCGACAGUCAGUGUUUGGUGGCAAAAAUAUCCAUGUAGCAACUGCUCACGAAGACUUGGCUUAUUCUUCUUAUGUUCACCAGUAUAGCUCUGGGAAAUUUGACAAUGCACUAUUUCAUGCAGAAAGAGCUAUUGGUAUCAUUACCCACAUCCUACCUGAAGACCAUCUUCUUUUGGCUUCCUCAAAGAGGGUGAAAGCACUUAUUUUAGAGGAGAUUGCUAUUGACUGUCAUAAUAAGGAAACUGAACAGAGGUUGCUUCAAGAAGCUCAUGAUUUGCACCUGUCUUCACUUCAACUAGCUAAAAAAGCUUUUGGGGAAUUUAAUGUACAGACUGCAAAACACUAUGGUAACCUUGGAAGACUUUAUCAGUCAAUGAGAAAAUUUAAGGAAGCUGAAGAAAUGCACAUUAAAGCAAUUCAGAUUAAAGAGCAACUUCUUGGUCAAGAGGAUUAUGAAGUAGCCCUUUCAGUGGGACAUCUGGCUUCUUUAUAUAAUUAUGACAUGAACCAGUAUGAAAAUGCUGAGAAACUUUAUUUGCGAUCCAUAGCAAUUGGGAAGAAACUUUUUGGCGAAGGCUACAGUGGACUUGAAUAUGAUUACCGAGGUCUCAUUAAACUUUACAACUCCAUUGGAAAUUAUGAGAAAGUGUUCGAAUAUCACAAUGUUCUGUCUAACUGGAACCGGUUGCGAGAUCGACAGUAUUCAGUGACCGAUGCUCUUGAAGACGUUAACACCAGCCCCCAGUCCACUGAAGAAGUGGUGCAGUCCUUCCUGAUUUCUCAGAAUAUUGAGGGACCAAGCUGCUGAGGGAGGACCUCAGUUAACCAAUUAUCUUUUUCCCAGAUUCCAGGGAAUUCAUACUGUGAAAUCAAAACCAUGUUGUUUUGGGGGCUGGAAUUUGCAUUGAAACACUGGUCCAGUCCAUUGAAAGCCCUAUUUUGGGUAAUCCCUAUCUUGCAGAGUGUCCGUAGAAUAAGCAUAUAUUCAGUUAUAUUCAGCAUGUAUCGCAUGUAUAAGUAGUCUGGCCCACAUUCUCAACCUAGUAGAACAAACAACAAAAAUCUUUUUUUUUUCUUUCUUUUUAAAAAAAUAAUUCAUUUUCAGAAAGCCUGAAAGGAAAAAAAAAAAAAAAGAACCCCUGAAUAAAACUAUUUAAGA
Molecule: messenger RNA, 2400 nt
Organism: Sciurus carolinensis (gray squirrel)
Lineage: Eukaryota; Metazoa; Chordata; Mammalia; Rodentia; Sciuridae
Gene: Appbp2
Product: amyloid beta precursor protein binding protein 2
Exons: 13
Coding region: 292-2049 (585 amino acids)
Biological process (GO): intracellular protein transport
Molecular function (GO): protein binding
Source: RefSeq, a predicted model, not a curated record